Astyanax mexicanus (Mexican tetra) is the source of this 5141-nucleotide messenger RNA. RefSeq names its product myocardin related transcription factor Ab (gene mrtfab). Bases 538 to 4122 code for a protein of 1194 amino acids. Gene Ontology annotation, biological process: smooth muscle cell differentiation. The record is from RefSeq and is a predicted model, not a curated record. The transcript is spliced from 17 exons. Lineage: Eukaryota; Metazoa; Chordata; Actinopteri; Characiformes; Acestrorhamphidae.
GCACUCAGCAGCUCUUCGUCUGCCUGCCUCCGUGUGUGUGUGGGUGUGUGUUGGGAGAGAGAGGGGAUGGUGCAUGUUUGUCUUGCUUCAAGCACAGCACUAGUCCCAUUCUCCCUGCUGCUGCUGCUCCUGCUGCUGGGUACCUUCACCAGUUUCCUGGAUCUACGGGUUGAGGUUCCUUGUUCGUUUUGGAGAUUUACCAUUUACUCUACAGCUGCAGGAGAAAGAGAAAAGACAAAGGAGAAAAGAAGUGGAAGCAAGUAGAAGCGCACCUUUUGAGCAGACAGAAGGAGCGGAGGCUGUGUGCUCUUUAUUGCGUGAACUUCGUAGGUGCUCAAUUGAGGAAAUAUUGCUCUCCUUCUGAAUAAUUCCAGCCAUUAUGGAGAAGUACCACCUUUGAUCAUCUGCAAAUGAGACCGAUUUUCUAAGCUCAGAAAAAAAAACAUCUGGGAUACUACCUAUAAGCCUUCGUGCUGAAUUGAGACAAUAACUUGGGAUCAUUAUCUUAUCUUCCUUCAGUCAGUUCUGGAUUCAGUCAUGCUGGACACCAACCAUUGCCUUCACAUUGAUGCGUCCUCUUUCGAGGAUCCACCAACCAGAGCUGAUCGAGAUAAGCAGCCUAUGAGGCUGGACUAUGACCGACAUGCCUAUCAUAGCCUUAAAGAAGUCCUCCAGCUCAAACUACAACAGAGGAGGACACGAGAGGAGCUGGUCAGCCAAGGAAUCAUGCCACCACUAAAGAGUCCUGCUGCUUUUCACGAGCAGAGAAGAAGUCUGGAGAGGGCACGGACUGAAGACUAUUUGAAGAGGAAGAUCAGGAGUCGGCCAGAGAGGUCAGAGCUGGUGAGGAUGCACAUUCUGGAGGAGACAUCAGCAGAGCCCUCUCUGCAGGCCAAGCAGCUGAAGCUGAAGAGGGCUCGUCUGGCUGAUGACCUCAACGAUAAGAUCUCUCACCGGCCUGGCCCAAUUGAGCUCAUCCACAAGAACAUCCUGCCUGUGCCCGCACUCAUAGGUUCAGGAUCUCCAAAAGGUGAGAAUUCCUCUUUGGAUGAAGACAGCAGUGAUGCCCUGUCACCUGAUCAACCAGGCAGUCAGGACUCCCCACUAGGCCACGCCCCUCAGCACUCCCCCUCUGAUAUGCUCAAUCUGAACAGAAACCCCUCACCCACACAGUUCCUCACUCAGACUCCACCACCUCUGCUUGUCACACCUGACUCCUCCUCCCAAAACCUGACCAAUGGAACUCUGAUGGCUACAAGUGCCCGUCCUCCUCCAGGACCUGCCAAACCCCAGUCAAAGUCUAGUGCCGAUCGGCCCUCUCAGAGGCCCAAGAAGCCCAAAGAGAGCAAGCCUAAAGUGAAGAAGCUCAAAUAUCACCAGUACAUCCCCCCAGAUCAGAAGAAUGAUCGCGAGCCCCCGCCCCAGCUGGACUCAUCUUAUGCCAAGAUCCUCCAUCAGCAGCAGCUCUUUCUCCAGCUUCAGAUAAUCAGCCAGCAGCAGCAGCACUACAACUACCACACCAUCCUACCUGCUCCACCCAAGCUUCCUACUGAGCAACAACAGCAGCCGCCACCAACCAAUCCUGGCCCCUCUCCCUCACGCACAGUUUCUGCACCUUCCACUGCUCCAUCCACUCAGAAUGGGUCUAAUCGUCAAAGUCAGCCACCGGCAGGAGGGGCCAAACCUGGGGUGCUGCCUGCAAACCUGGAUGAAUUCAAAGUUGCUGAGCUGAAGCAGGAGCUGAAGCUGAGGGGUUUGACAGUGUCUGGUACUAAGAACGACCUAAUAGAGAGGCUGAAGAACUACCAGGAGCAAAAUGGAGGUUCAGCAACUGCAGCAGCGAAAGCAGCAGCCCCAGCUACGCCUCAGCAGGCUUCAGCUCAGUCCUCUGUAUCCGACUCUGCUGGACAUCAAUCCAAAGAUGCCACUGGGAAAGUGUCAGCCUUUCCAGUAGCAGUGACUAAUGGAGUCCAUGCUGCAGCUCCGCCCCAAAUCAUGCGCUUCAGCAGCACAAGCUCCUCCCCUCCUGUGUCUCCUACGCCGUCCGACCGCUCGCUGGCUGGUAUGAGCGCGGAUGAGACCAGCUGUAAUGGGGAUGUGUUUGGAGAAAUGGUGACCUCGCCUCUCACCCAGCUCACUCUGCACCCGUCCCCUGAACUUCCCUCCCCAGUUAAGGAGGAGCCUUUGGGGCUCCUGCAGUCUUCAUGCUGUCUUUCCCGUCCCACCCCUCUCGCACCUCCGCUUCCUCAGCCUCAGGAGCUCCAGUUGUGCCCCCCGCCAGUACCUGUGGCACCUGCACUGGACAAAGACCAGAUGCUGCAGGAGAAGGACAAGCAAAUUGAAGAGCUGACUCGCAUGCUGAGGCAGAAGCAAAGGCUGGUGGAGACUCUUCGCUCUCAGCUUGAGCAGGGCAAGCGUGGAGCACCCGCAGAGGGCCUGGACAUCAGCGUCAAAAUGGAACGGGCCCUCCUUGUCAAAGGGGAAUUAGUAAGGGUGAAGGAGGAGGCAAAGGAGGACAUGGAGACGUCAGAGGAUCCGCAACCACAGAUGCAGCCGCAGAAGAAGACACAGAUGCAGUGUUCUCAACAGACACUGCUCAAACUUCAGCAGAUCCACCGGCUGCAGGUGCAACAGCAGCAACAGCAGCAGCAGCAGCAGCAGCAACAACUGCAGCUUCAACAACAGCAGCAGCAGUUGCAGCAACAACUACAACAACAACAGCAGCAGCAACAGCAAAUGCAAGUAGAGAAGCCAAAACCACAACAGCAGCAGCAGCGGCAAAUGCAGGUAGACCAGCCAAAACCACCACAACAACAACAGCAGCAGAAAUCACAGCUACAGCAACAGAAGCUGCAACAGCUAAUCAUCCAGCAGAGCCACCAGAAGCAAAAGCUGCAAAAGCAGGCCAAUCAGAGGAAGCAGCAAAGGCCACAAAAGCUGCAGCAACAAAAGGAGCAACCGUUACAGACACAACAGAUCUCGCAAGUGUUUAUUAACCAACAGACUGGUACCCAAGUGACCACGUCUUUCCCGCUGGACCUUCUGAAAGCUCACCCAGCACCCACCCUGGUCACAGACGGCAACGGCAACCACUACUUGAUUGCACUAACUAAUAACAGUGUGGACGGCCUGAACGGCGAAUCCCCUCAAAACAAAACCAAUGGACGCAUCACUCUACAGAGACUGCAAUCCACCCCGGUCAAGCUACCUAGCCAGUCUGUUCAUGAAGUGGCUAAUCCUGUGAACCAGUCCCAGCAGCCCCAGCAAACUGCUCCAGUCAAACAACCCAAUACAAAAGUGCAGAAAGCAGCGCUGCAUUUGGAGACUCCUGUUGAUCAGCAGUCGAGUCAUCCGGUGUCUGCUCCUCCCAAUCUCCAGCCUUUCUUCCUCGGCGAAGAGCCCAACCCUCUUAUUCAGCCCAGCUCACCUCCUUCAAUCAAGGGAGAAAUGUGUCCAACCUUUGACUGCCACACUCUGUUUACCCCUCCUUCUCCAAAACCGGCAUGCCACCCCUCUCAUCAUCUCAAAGAGAACGGUUCCAGCAAUCAGCAUAUAGAUGACUUGUUUGACAUUCUCAUUAAGAGUGGAGAAAUUUCAGCCGGAUUCAAGGCCAACCCGGAUCCGUCCCUCUCUGACCUUCACUCAAAUCCUCCCAGCCCUUCCCCUUCAUCCUCACCACUGCACCUCUCACCUCCCACCCCUCCCUCUGACCCUACCCCUAUCCCAAACGCGCACAAGCGGCCCUGCUCAGGAACAGUCCGUCUGGAAGACUUCCUGGAGAGCACCACUGGCACGCCUCUGCUCGGGGUCGAGCCCGACGGCCCUCUGACGCUGAUCGACGACCUCCACAACCAAAUGCUGAGCACCCCCAGCAUUCUGGAUCAUCCUUCUUCCCCAAUGGACACUGGCGACAUGAGCUUCUCCUCCCAUCCCCCCAGCUUGGACUUUGAAGACCCUGCCCUAGACGGCAUGGAUUGGCUGGACAUAUCUAUGGGCGGAGGAGGCGGCAGCAGUGGCGGGGGGACGAUUCUGGCCCCCCUGGGCUCACACACACCCCCAAGUGUGUUUUCAGCAGACUUUUUGGACAGUUCAGACCUGCAGAUCCACUGGGACUGUUUGUAGCUUUGGUCUUAAACUGCUUAAACAGCAGAUACAAAGCACCUUCAUCCUUAUACUGUGUACAUGCUUUUACACACAAACACUCCAACCCACAUGCUGUUUAUUAUGCUGAAAGAAAAAAAAAAAAACUGUUUUCUUCAUGCUCCACCAGAACAGUGUACGAGUGGAAAGGAGUUGUCUUGUUGAAUAGGUCUAUUAAAGCACUGAGUAUUAUCCCCUGCACCCUCAACCAUCCAUAAACAUGUUACAGUACACUGCGCUGAUGUGUUUGCCAACGAAGAGACCAAUUUAUACCCCCUGCUGUUUCCCUACUCCAUUAGGAGCUAUGUGUAUCCAGAACAAGCCCCUUUACCCUUUUAUCUGCAACCAAAAUAUUCUGGACCAGCCAUUUGGCUGCUUACAUAUCAGACAAGAAAUUCUAAGCUUGCACAAACAGUUAGAUCAUCAUGGUUCUAAAUGAAAAGUAUUGAAGUCCUGGCCAUUUAAAAAAAUAUAUAUAUUUCACGGCUUUAUAUCCAAAAAUUUCAGAUUUCCUCUGUCUUUUAGUGUUCAACCCUGUGGAAUACUCCUCCCAUGCCACAUUGCUGUUACUCCACCUUCUGCUUUUACUGCUGGCACUGAUGGAGUUUGGGCACAUACUGAUGGUAGAAAGGAUUAAGUAGAGAGAGAGAGAGAGAGAGAGAGAAAGAGAAAGAGAAGGUCCUCUUCUUCUAAUCUCAGAGUUUGGCUUUGGAGUAGCUUCCAGCAUGCCAGUGCCUCCAACUUUGCACUUAAGAUGACUGGGCCAAGUGUUCUGGUCUAAAGGAAACCUCCCGAUCAAUUGAACUCUGCUGGGAACCGGGUUUGGUGAUGUUCACCAGAUCUCUAUGCAUUGCUGUAUUUGAGGUACAUAUUAUUGACUAAAGCCUUCUUCUUCUCUGAUUGUAUAGAUAAGCUGGUGGAGGUCAGGGCUGGGGUUCAGGUUUCAGAGUAUUUGCAAAAUGUUAUUUUUUAGAAAAUAAAAUAAAACCUUCUUAAAAUGA